Callorhinchus milii (elephant shark) is the source of this 7183-nucleotide messenger RNA. Its product is annotated as sorbin and SH3 domain-containing protein 2. The transcript is spliced from 26 exons. Gene Ontology annotation, cellular component: plasma membrane. Gene Ontology annotation, molecular function: protein binding. Lineage: Eukaryota; Metazoa; Chordata; Chondrichthyes; Chimaeriformes; Callorhinchidae. The record is from RefSeq and is a predicted model, not a curated record. The coding region runs from base 475 to 5271 and encodes 1598 amino acids.
UGGGCAAACAUAACCUUGCAUGGAAGGGUUGUGGGUACACGGCUCUUAUAGUAUUUUUAGCCCCUUGCAUUGCUGAUAAUCUCUUCAUGCCAUUGCAUGACCCUGACACUUGCAGCUGUAAAAGCCUUAGUUUGUGUACCUCAGUGAAGGUGGAGCAGAUGCUCUCCAUGUCAGAGACAGUGAAUUGAGAAUGGAGAUUUGCUAAAUUUAUUGCACAGCACCAUUCAUAGAACAUGUGCUGUCUCAUUCCAUUCUCUGGAUAAAGAAGAAUUUCUUUGAACUUUUACUUGUUGGCACGAAAAAAUGAACCGCAACAUGUGACAAAGACAAUGCACGUGAUGGAGAUGGUGCAAGUCAGGAAAGAGCGACCAAACUAUCAUAGUACAACUGAAGUGAUGACAAAGCACGAGAGUGGAGAUCGGGGGUAAACUGAAACUUUCCAGUAUAACGCCUUAAGUGAGUCUCCUUGUCACAAUGAAUACAGAUAGUGGUGGCUAUGCUCGCAAACGUGCCGCUACAUCUGUUAAAUUAGCCUCUGUGAAGAGAGUACAGAGUUCUCCAAACUUGCUGCUGGCUGAAGGUUAUGAAGCACAGGCACCAGAUUCAGAUCUCUGGCGGUCUUAUGGCAUUAAUGACAACCCAAGAGGGGCUCUGAAUGGCGAUGCUCACAGCUCGUCGCUGACAGCCAAAGGUUUCCGCAGCGUCAGGCCAAACCUUUCAUUUCCAGAAAGGAAAACUCCCCCACAGCAGGUUCCUUCUCCACCACCCAGAAAGGAAAGCUUUAACUGGUAUCCAUUAACCAAUCCCAGCAACUCCCAUGCACCCUCUGGUUCAGACCAGGGACCUAUAAAUAGAAGCUGGCCAGCACUCCCAACAUCUAACCUGCAAAUAACCUCCAAUGUUACCUGUGUGACUAAUGAGGAAGAGUAUGUUCAGAGUGCUUCACAUUUGUUUGAACAAUCCAGUACACGUUUCUCGUGUUCACAACAGGCACCAUCUGACCAGGCCUCUACUCUAUGUAAAGUAGUUGACCGUAGCAAUGCCAACGCUUCACUCCAAACAAACUAUGGGCACUUUCAAGAACGUAAAAUUAACACCAUCAAGCUAACUCUAUCAGAACGUCAAAAGGUUGCUAAUUCCUCCAACACAGAACACAAAUCUAUGCCUCACUCUGACGUGAACCCCUCACUUCAUUCACCUUUCCCUGGAGAUAAGACAGAGCCUGAGAGACACACAGCCUCUCUUUCCAUUCAAAUAGUUCCAGCCAGUGUGCAUACAACAGAACAAGGACCCCCACCUGUAUAUGCUGCAGACAGUGGAAGGAAGCCACACAGGGACACGGCACAAGUGCUUAAUGCUCCACCCUGUGCACAGUCCUCAGGGGAUCGUCUGAAUAUGACUGCAGUGGCUCAGUCAGAAGAGAAAAUGGCACCCAAGAUUAAUAAUACUUCACAGGCAUGCAGGCAAAUCUCACCAAGAGUGUCUUCACCUUUACCUCUGGUACCUACUAACCGGAACUUUCUGUCACCGUACACUGGUGUGAGCCCAGAGCAAAGUGUCUUGCCAACUUUUGAUGACUUCAUCCCUCCUCACCUUCAGAAAGCCCUUUCCCCAACCCCAUCAUUGUGCAGCUUUCCUCCCCCACGCUUGAAUGAAUCAUCGCCCCUUGCCACUGAAUGCACUCUGAGUGAAUACUCGUCUCGGACUGUGAGCGAAUCCUCCACAGCCAUUCUAGAUGAGCUGCAAACCUGUGGCUACGACACCACUGACCAUUCUGCCACGCCAUCCCCAACCCUGAGUCAGACGUCCGCAUUAACUGAUGAUAAAGCCACCACCAUCACUGCUGCUCCCAUUCAUAUGGCAGUGAAUGGGAAUUCCAUUACUGACAGUGGAAGCCUGAUGGGUAACUUUCAAGGGUCCUUUUCCCCAUCAUCAGCAUAUCCUUUGUUGGCCUCAGGCAAUCCAAACAUCGUUGCAAUGCAGCACAGCAGAAAGAUGGAGAGUAUGAGGACUUCACAGCAAAGUCGAUCUCCUGGGAUCGAUAUGAUCAGUAUUGAUCCACUUUACAGAACCUCAGAGGAGGAGAAGAAAGUGACAGUAAUUAAAGCACCACAUUAUGCAGGCAUUGGCCCAGUUGAUGAAUCAGGAAUACCUAUAGCCAUAAGAACGACAGUGGAUCGACCCAAAGACUGGUAUAAGACGAUGUUCAAGCAAAUACACAUGGUGCACAAGCCAGAUGAUGAUAACGAUGCAUACAAUGCCACAUAUGCAUAUACUCAUCCUGAUAAUUACAGCUCAUUCACCUCCGUUCAAGCACACCCUCCCCCCAAGACACACACUUAUAGACCUUUAUCAAAAAGUGUCUCGGAUAGUAGUGCUGAAUUCUUGAAGGAUUCUGCUCCUUUACCACCCCCUCCACCUGUUCCACCACCUUCACAUCUGAGGUAUCGAGAAAUGGUCCUUACAGAAAAGAAUGACUGGGAUCCCCCUGACAGAAAAGUUGAUACUCGCAGAUACCGUGCCGAACCAAGAAGCAUAUUCGAGUAUGAGCCAGGAAAGUCAUCCAUUCUGGAGCAAGAGCGGCCGACUUCCUUGUAUAACUCUUCAGUGGAAAGAACCAUAGAUAGACCUACCAGUGCCAGGAGUUCAGCAAGUGACUACAGAAAGAGGCGGAAGUCUGAGCCAGCAGUGAGUCACCAGAGAGCACAGAACGAUCAAGCUGCACAGAAAAGUGGUGACCCACAAGGCUUAAGCAAUGUAAGCAGGAAGUCAUUGACCAGUUCUUCUCCAUCAUCGCCAUCCAGAAUUAAAGGUGGGAAUAAUAACAAAUCAUAUCCACCUCUUCUUAGCUGUGUACUUCAAAACCAGAAUGCUUCUCAUGAGUUAGAUUAUGGUAGCCGCCAUAGCCAGCCUUUGGUGAUUAUUACACCAAGCCCGAAAAGAGCUGUCAUUUUUAAGAACAGCUGGCAGAUGAACCGACAGAACGCAGAAGCUUGGAGUAGCACCGAAGAAGCAACUUCACCUAAGAUCAGGUCUCGAAGCUGCGAUGAUCUGCUGCAAAAUGACUAUGUCCAAGAAGCUCAGACAAAGUCUGAGAGUAUGGUAUCACUGGUUUGUGAUGAACAACCCAAAGACGAGUACUCCAGAGGCUGGCUCUCACCACAUGGCCCUGGAAGUACUCCCUGCCACAGACCACGAAUUCGCCAUAAGUCUGCACACGGUAGCAAAGGGUUCUUGAAAUUGUACAAAAAAAUGCACCAUAUAAACCGCAAAGACUUAUUGAAUCCAGAAGUGAUCUGCUCAGUCAAAUCCAGGAUUUUACAGUAUGAACAGGAGCAGCACAAAGACAACUUUCCAGAUUGGAAAGAAUUGUCCGAUGAGGUGCCGAGGGAUAUGGUACCAACUAGGAUCUCUGAAUUUGAAAAACUCAUUCAGAAGUCAAAGUCCAUGCCUAAUCUUGAGGGGAUUUUAUCCGAUAACUGCUUUACAAUUCCAAAGAAAGCAGCCUGCCCAAGACGGCGCCUAUCUAUUGAAUCUCUAUUAGACGAGGAAAACCAUGGCAGAAAGAUCUCUAUGCUGCAGCAGCAGUUUUAUUCAUCAAAAUCUAUUGUGCCAAUUCAUAUUAAAGUGACCAACGAACAUCAACAAAGAAUGGCAUCCCAGUUUGAAUAUACUGAGGUGGACAGCGAUCACGAAGCUGUGGUAUCAGACCUCAGUGAUUUCAUUCAGAUUGAAGGUUCUUCCUUCUGCAGUGAAAGUGACUUUGACCAUUUCUCUUUUACAUCUUCCGAAAGUUUCUAUGGCUCAAGCCAUCAUCUCCAUAACCAUAAACAUUACCUUAGUUCCUGCAAAGGGAGGUGUCCAGCUUCCUACACGAGGUUUACAACAAUGCUCAAGCACGAAAGGGCGAAACAGGAACAAAAAACAACUUCGAAAAAGCCAGAACCUGAAUCCAACCUUUCAAAGCUAGCAUUCCUCGUCAGUCCAGUGCCUUUCAGAAGGAAAAAGGGCUCAAAUCCUCAAAAAAAACCCGAAAAGUCAAAAUCUAAAUCAUCUGUGUUUGAAGCAUUGGAUUCUGCUUUGAAAGACAUCUAUGAUCACAUUAAAGCAGAAAAAAGGCGAGGCAGUUUACCAGAUAACAGCAUAUUACACAGACUUAUAACAGAGCUGCUUCCAGACAUCCCUGAAAGGAAUUCAUCCCUCAAGGUCCUAAGGAAGAAAAGUAGUCCGCAGCCUUCCCAUCAGCAACCAGAGGACAUAAACUUUUCCUUGUACCAGUCUGAUUGUGAAAAGUGUCCUUUUAGUGCCUCUUAUCAAGAUAUGGACACCAACAACAACCCAGAGAAUGAUUACACUUUGUGCUACCAAGUGAUGACCAAGGUACUCAUAUUACUUUCAUAUGUCCAGCACCAGCAGUUUCACGUAGUUAGGCACAAGGCCAAAACAGAUCUCAACGAUCAGGAAUCUCCUAGGUAUAUUUCUGAGAUGGGUCGAUAUACACCAAGGAAUCAAAGGGAAACGCCAGAUGAAAUAUGUAGGCGCUUGGAACAAAGAGAGAGACAGCCUGCUAAGGCAAUAUAUGACUUUAAAGCUCAAACCGCAAAGGAAUUGCCAUUCAAGAAAGGAGACAUUGUCUACAUUCUCAGGCAGAUAGAUCAAAAUUGGUUUGAGGGCGAGCACCACGGAGCUGUUGGGAUAUUCCCCAUUUCAUAUGUUGAGAAGGUGCCCCCAAUGGAAAAGGCACAGCCUGCAAGACCUCCUCCACCAGCAGAAAUUCGGGAGUUUGGUGAAGCUAUUGCAAAAUAUAACUUUACAGCAGAUACCAACGUGGAGCUUUCCCUGAGGAAGGGUGAACGAAUCAAACUUGUCAGGCGGGUAGAUCAAAACUGGUAUGAAGGAAGGAUCCCUGGAACAAACCGGCAAGGUAUCUUUCCGAUAACCUAUGUAGAUGUACUCAAGAAACCUCAGCUUAAGAGUGCUGCAGAGUUCUCCGGUCCUCCUCUGCCUCAUAGCUAUUCCAGCGAUAGGAUCCAUACAUUGGGAUCCACAAAGCCCCAACGACCAGCCUUUAUGCAUGAUGAUUUGCAGUCUGGGGGAGAGCCGUACCAAGCUAUGUAUAAUUACAAUCCUCGAAAUGAAGACGAGUUAGAGCUCAAAGAAGGCGAUAUUGUUGAUGUCAUGGAGAAGUGUGAUGAUGGAUGGUUUGUUGGAACUUCUCGGCGAUCGAAGUUAUUUGGUACCUUUCCAGGAAACUACGUGAAGCGACUAUAAAAUUUUAUACAAAUUUGUAUCUGCAGUGCAUUGGUUGAGCACAAUAUCUACAACAGUUAUUAAAUGAAAUUUCAGUCUGCAGAUACUCGAACAUAGCCUCUGUGACAGUUGUGUGAUUGACUACAGCUAAGAAGCAUCGCAUCAUUUUAGCACCAUCUUCUGCCAAGAAAUAGGAAUAGCUUUAAAGCAUCGAUCAUGCUGUCUGAAGACUGAUCUGUCUUUCCUUCUUGUCUUGAGAGAAAUUAUUUUAUAAUUAUUAUUAUAGCAAAUCUCAUUUGCUCACUUUUUGUCCAUGCAUGCAGUAGUGAUGCCUAUUUAUUCUCAUUGGUACAGAAGCUCACAAUGGUCUGUCACUAACAUUUAUUAUUAAUGAUUUUGUCAAAUAGAGGAAAAUAUAUAUACGUAUAUAUAUAUAUAUAAAAACACACACAAUAUGUUCAGUGUGUAGUCUUCAAUAAAUCAUACAGCUAUGAUAAUUGCCCAGAAUAGGUGCCCCUGUUCAUUCACUUUUUUUUUGUGCUGAGGAAUAUAUGGUACAAUUAAAUAAUAAUUUACAUUUCCUAGAGAUUGUUUUGAAAAUGUUGAUUUAGUAAUCUCACCCGGAGACAAACUCUCAAAGGAUCAUUGAUUCUAGUCAUGCAGUACUCUUAAUGGUCAUAUUUCUGAAGUCCUUAGGCACUUUUGAGUUAGCAAGCCUAGGUUGUUGUAUUAACAUCAGUGACCAUUAAAACUCAGCAGUUCUGAAGAACUGAGACAUGUAAUUGUUUUACUUAAUGAGAGUUUAAAAGUAUAUUCAGCCCAGCAACUGCAGAGGUGUGGGCAAGUUUUGUCACUGUAUGGUGCAUCCACACUGAAGUGCUAUUGAUGUGUAUCUUUUUUAAAAUGGUUUUGGAAUCAGAAGCAUCAUUCAACGUUGAAUGCCACUUGCCCCAGUGAAAUGGAAAUGCCUUCGCUUUCCUGCUUAAUUAUCUAUUCAAAGCUCCUGAAAAGAAUCUCUUGUACAAUUUGUUUAUAAGUUUGAAUAGCAGAAUAACUUCCUUCUAAUAUAUAUGAUUUUCUGGAGAAAGGUUUUAGUAAAAUUUACUCAAGUUGACGCCAUAUUACGUCCAUGAUUUUUUUAAAUACAAAAUUGAGUAAGAUAUACCAUGUAAUAAAAAGAUCACCAAGUAUUACUGCCAUGUUUAUUUUUCAACACACACAGACGAGGAAUGGUUGGCGCUGCAGCACCUUAGUUUUUAAGAAAAAGUGUGACUUUUCUUUCGUAAAUGCUUGAAUUUACCACAGUGUAUUCAGUCUAGCAUUUUGUAUAUAUGUCUGCUGUACAGUUAUUUAGUCAUCAAUUCACUACUUUUCACAUGUUUUCAUAGGCCUGUCAUCUCCCCUACUCCCCCUUUUUACUAACGGCCUCUUGUGCGCACGUUGCAAGAACAUUUAGAUGGUGCAAAUGUAUAUGAUAGUAUUUUAUUGCAGAAUUUUGCAAUUUAUACUUCAACAAAAUAGUGUUACCAGCAAAAAAAAACUAAUUACAUAUGUCUUUAUACUGUAAUUGUUAACAGUAGGAAAUGAGGAAAAAUGUCUGGACAGGUUCAAUGAUACCCUUUUACAAUACCUUUGUUACACCAAAAUUUGAGGUCGUAAAAGCUACGUAAUUCUGAAGCUUCGAAUUUUUGGACUUAGUCAGCUGCAUGCAGCACUGGUGUGAAUUAAAAUUCUUUACUGUCAUUUUAUGAUGAAAAUUACAAUAUUUGUUGCCUGUAAGAUGAAAACUCUUUAUAUUCUCUGUAAUUGAUUUUAAAGAUUUCUUUCACAACUGACAUCAGUUAAUUGACUUUGAUGCAGCAAGAUUCUUACAGAGAAAAACUUUUUGUGUUUUUGUGAAUUCCAACCCCUAAUAAAUUUUGCCUGAAUUAAA